This is a messenger RNA of Lineus longissimus, 3492 nucleotides long. RefSeq lists its product as uncharacterized. The record is from RefSeq and is a predicted model, not a curated record. Lineage: Eukaryota; Metazoa; Nemertea; Pilidiophora; Heteronemertea; Lineidae. The coding region runs from base 1 to 3345 and encodes 1114 amino acids. The transcript has 3 exons.
AUGAGUGAGGACUGUUUGAAUCUGAACAUCUAUGUCCCCGUCGACAACCCUACCAACAUGUCCCACAAGAAGGCUGUCAUGGUCUAUAUUCACGGUGGAGGUUGGGCCCGUGGUGCUGGCAUGUUGGUAAACGGAGCGCCACUGGCGGGAUACGGCGGAGUUGUAGUGGUUACGUUCAACUAUCGCUUAGGGGUGUUUGGAUUCCUGUGCACGGGCGAUGACAACAUUCCCGGGAAUGCUGGGAGCUUUGAUCAGGUCCUUGCGAUCAAAUGGGUAAAGGACAACAUAGGAGAUUACGGAGGAGAUCCCGAUCGAAUAACAAUAUUUGGGAACUCUGCUGGAGGCGUGGCUGUGAUCCACCACUCAAUCUCGCCACUGUCAGCAGGACUUGGCUUGUUUCAGCGGGCUAUAUCUAUUAGUGGCACCCCGAUAUCAGCUGCUCCAAAUCGGAAGAAACCUGUGCCGAGUCCAUUAUCAAAGGUACAGAGACUUGCAACAGAUCUGGGUUGCUAUGACAAAUCCGACACGCUAGAUUCAAAUAAGAUGGCGGAGUGCCUACGAGAGAAGCCCUUUGAUGAAGUCCUUAAGUCCAGCGGGAAUAUCCCUGGCUGGUACCCUGUUGUUGAUGGUGAUUUUAUCCCCGAGGAUCCGGCGAAUGUGUUAGAAGACAACACCAUCCCAAAAUUCUCCAGUCUUACUUCGAUUGAUUUGAUGGUGGGAUCUAACAGUGCGGAUGGCGACGGUGGAUUCAAUAUGCUGGUGAGAAGUGGGACUCUCGCGAGUGCAGAGAGUGACCCUCCGAAAUUCUACCUGACGAAACCUGAGCUAGCAGAGGUGAUUGAGAAGUACUUCCAACUGGUACCAAAUGAGGAAGGUGUUGUUAAGGCGGUACUUCAUGAAUAUGUCCCUUCUUAUGGUAACAUGACUGCUUUCGAAGGCCGCAACAUCAUGGUUGAUCUCCUUUCUGAUAAUAUGUACAUCAUGGCAUCAAUAGCAACUGCUCGUGUCCACGCAAAGAUGUUAUCAGACCACCUACAAAGGUCAAUCACGGCCAAAACGUUCCUGUAUUUCUUCGAUUACGUAAGUCCGCUCAAGAACUCUCAAUGGCGGCCUGAAAAGGCUGGACACACGGCCGAGCUUUCCUUCAUUUUCAAAGAUGCCGCAUUGGAAGAGACGAAUAGCUUGCUGAAUAUAGCGACAGCCAAUGUCUCUGACAGUGAUAAGGAUGUUAGCGAAGCUUUACUGGGUUACUGGAGCAACUUUGCAAAGUUUGGGUGUACAUUCAAGAUGAUUCCAGUGGGGGUGUUUCUUCUCCUGUACGUGUGUUCGAUGGUCGCAGGCCAAGAGAACCCACUGAUGAUAGGUAACACAACGGUUAACACAAAAAUCGGGCCUAUCUUUGGAUUGAAGGAAUUCAUCGUCACAGAACAAAAGAGGCACGAGCUGUACGUGUUUAGGGGGAUACCGUACGCGAAGCCGGCAACAGGUGACGCCAGGUUUAAGAAGCCUGUUCCGAUGGCGCCGUUUUCGACCCUAUUCCAAGCGACCAAGUUCGGAGACUCCUGUUACCAGGACGAAAGCACUGCCGUGUUUACCUUCUUCGGCGGUUAUGAGCCUUUGCAACAUAAGAACGUCAGUGAGGACUGUCUGUAUCUCAAUAUUUACGCUCCUGUUGCAGCGACAACGACUAAUCAAAAGGCUGUGAUGGUUUACAUUCACGGCGGGCGGUGGAUGAAAGGAUCUGGCCAGUCUUUCUCUGGCUGGGCUGUUACUGCGGGAGGUGAUGUCUUGGUGGUUACGUUCAACUAUCGUCUCGGGCCGCUUGGAUUCCUUAGCACGGGGGAUUCAAAUGGAAAAGGGAACUACGGAUUGUUCGACCAGGCAUUAGCUCUGAAGUGGGUCAAGGAUAACAUUGCUAGCUUUGGAGGUGAUGUGAAUCGGAUAACAAUCUUUGGUGAAUCGUCUGGUGGUGUUGAUACUGCUCUACAUGCAAUGUCUCCAGUGAGUGUGGGUCUGUUCCAACGCGCCAUCCCACAAAGUGGAAGUGGUUUGUCGUCUCUUCCGUUUUCCUUUUCAAUCAGAGAUGACCCAGCCGCCUAUGCAAAGGGACUUGGGCACCUACUCUCAUGCAACACCACUGACACAGCCAAGCUUAUGACCUGUUUCCGGUCGAAAUCUGCUGCCGAUAUACACAGAUAUGGCGCCGAAGCGUAUGCCAGCAUACCGAGCAAGUUAACUCUAGAGCGGGGCAUUGGCCCUGUGGUGGAUGGCGACUUCGUCCCGAGUCGCCCGACCGGACUCUUCUUUGACACAAACGCCAAAGGCUUCAGCAACUUUCCCAAUGUUGACCUACUGAUAGGAUCCAACAGUGCAGAUGGCGAUAAUGGCUUCCAGAACUUAGCAAGUAAAGGCAAUUGGUCCGGUGCUCCGAACUAUUACCUUACCAAAGACAACCUGACCUCUAUCAUGACAGGAUAUUUCUCUGCCUUGCCGAAUUCUGAACGCGUGACAAAAGCUGCUCUACAAUACCUUUACCCGGUGGGCGAUAUAACCGACGAGGAAAGAAGGAACCUGAUGGUUGAUAUGGUCACCGAUGAUAUGUUCACCAUGCCAGCUAUAGCCACUGCACAGGUCCACGAAAGAAUGGGAAAAGGGACCAAGACGUACCUGUACCAUUUCGACCAAGUCAACAAGCUGUUCGCCUCAAGUGUCAGACCAGGAAAAGCACCUCACGCCGGUGAACUUACCUAUCUAUUUGGUUGGGUCGCCCUCAACGAGACACUUGCCUUCCUGAACAGAAACCCACCAUCCCCCAUCCCUGAGGUGGAUGUGGAGAUUAGUAAGGCAAUGAUUAUCUAUUGGACCAACUUCGCCAAAUAUGGGAAUCCAAAUGGUAACACAAGUGACCCCUCCACCAUCUCUUCCCUCCCGAUGUGGCCAGAAUUCUCGCUGGACAACCAACAAUAUCUCGACAUCGGCUCAAACUCUACCAACCUUCUGCUGACGGCAAAGAAAGACCUGCGGGCCAAGCAAGCAUCAUUCUGGCUCGACUACCUCCCGUACGUCCUCAACCAGAGCUGUCCAGUGCCGUCAACUACUGCUGCACAGUCUCCUUGCCCGACGUGCCCUCCUAUCAUGGACCAAUACAUAGGAUAUCUCAGGAUCACUGUGAGCCAGGCUCAGGCUGUUAUUGUGACCUUCGCCGUGCUUACUGCGUUCUUUGGCUGUCUCACCCUAAUCCUCUUGUUUGCCUGUUGCGCUAUGAAAAGGAAGUUAAAGGCAAGGGGUGAAAAAGAUGAGGCGCCAUCUCACUCUAACCCGGCCUUCUCUUCAAUGAGUAACUGAAGGCAAAGGUUAGCAGUAUAGUAGAACCUCUCUACUAAGGACACCCUCGGGACUGACAAGUGUUGUCCUUAAUAGAGAGGUGUCCUGAUUAGAGAGGUCAAAUUGAAUGGAAAGAACCAAUUUGGGACCAAAACUAGUGUCCUUAAU